Striga asiatica is the source of this 1907-nucleotide messenger RNA. Lineage: Eukaryota; Viridiplantae; Streptophyta; Magnoliopsida; Lamiales; Orobanchaceae. The record is from the annotation of a GenBank genome assembly.
AAUAAAUAAAGCUGAAUUCGUUUGAAACAGUAAAAACGCACAUUAGGGUACAAAGGAGGGAGAAAUCUCCCCAAAUGCUAAUUUGGGCAGCUGAUUGGAAUUGGUUUUCCCCUAAAAUCCACCAUUUUCGAGUUGCAGGAAAACAUGGCCUUCUUCCCUCUACUUCGAAACCCUUCCUUGCUUGUGUCUUUAUAAAUAAAUAAUAGAGAGACAUUAAAGUAAUUCUCUGCAAGGUUGUCAAUGUAUUUAACUUGUGGAAGACAAUGCUAAUCGACCAAUCCAGUGAAAGCUAACCGCCACAUUCGCUUCUCAGAAGCCAGAAGUGAGCCAAUUUGAAGAAGAUUAAAGUUUAUCAGCCCAAACCACUACUACUGCACAAGACCCGACCAUUCACCAGUCAAACUCCACCCCACCCACCCGAAAUAAUUUUUCGAGAAGGAAAAUAUGAACCAAGGCGAGAGCUCAACCGGACUAUUCUCCCCGCCGCUAAAACGUAGACGCGGCCGCCCACCCAAGGACCCGAGCCUCAAACGCCCCUCCCUUGGAUACGGGCCCUCCGACCCUGACCGGGCCAGCCCGAACCUCCUCCAGAGGCCCGGCCCAGCCGAAAAUCCCGAUCCCGCGGUGGGCCAAGCUGUGACGGGCAUUGUCGAGGCUUCCCUCGAUGCAGGUUACCUCCUCAAUAUCAGGAUCGGCAAUUCCCCCGCCACUUUCCGGGGAAUAGUCUUCAAGCCGGGCCACUACGUGCCCGUCACCAAAGAAAAUGACGUGGCGCCACAUCUCCAGAUGAUCAGAAGAAAUGACGUCCGUGUCCCUGCCGGGCCCGAUGGGCCUGCGCCCCUCCAGAAGCGGAAGUAUACGUCUCGCCGGGCCACGGGCCCACCACCUCCUUUACCCACCGUCCACCCUGUUGGGGAGAGGGGCCACGUGGUGCCUGUUGUGCUCCAGCAGCCCAUGGACCACAACUAUCCUAAUGGGCUUCAGGCCCAAGCCCAAUCCCAGGCCCAGAUGCUGGACUUUGGGAACAAGGAUGUGCACAUGGUGGAGCCGCUGUCGAUGCUGCCUCCUGACCGGAGGCAGAUAUUCCCUGGCGGGCAGCCACACGGUAGCCAUCCUGUUCCUCCUGUGCAAGUUGGUGGCAAGGAGGAUGAUAAGGGACUGUUUGGCGAGGGGGAAAAUGCUGCGAGGUCUGAGGGGAUGGAGUCUAGCGAUGCGGAAAUUGGGGUAUCCUCGGAUAGCUCGGAUUCGGAGUACGAGAACGGGAAGGAGUUUGUGAAGUUUCCUUUGGAAGAAGGUGAUUCGGGUGCUGUGACAGCUCAUGAAACUGGGAAUUGCGAUGAGCGAUUUCCGAACGAGACCUUGCAGAAUGUGUCUGCCUUCAGUUAUGCACCUGGGAGGAUGACCGAGCUUUUGCAGGCUGUGCACAUGAAAGAGAACCAGGUGCAAUUUGCUGAGCAGCCAAUUCCUGGUGGGAAAAUCGAGCUUCGUGAGACGAUGAACUCAGAAGUUGACCCCAAAAGUGGAUCAAGUGGUCCUUGAUCUGAUUGAGCCUCAAAAACUUGUGUUCUUGAUGAUGCCUGUGAUCUUUUUCACUAUGUAGGGAUAGUUUGUAAUAUUUUUAAUUGUUAGUUGCAGUUGAAGACUUUGGUGGGGAUUUUAUGUUUGUCUGCGAGAGAGGUUUAGAUAAUUUUAAAAGAGCAGCGGGUUUAUGCUGUUAGGUGAAUUGUUUCUUUUCAAAGUACGUUAUAAAUGCAAAUCGUGUUGGACCUCUUUUACCACCAUUUUGUAGUGGUUAACCCUGCUUUACGGAUGGACGCAUUUUGGCCUUGUCGUGGCAAACUUUGUACACCCGUUCGGAACUGUCGGUUUAGGUUUGCAUUUUAUGUGAACGGUGAACCGGAAUCGGC